Messenger RNA from Daucus carota subsp. sativus, 1351 nucleotides. RefSeq lists its product as uncharacterized. The transcript has 7 exons. NCBI's taxonomy places the organism in Eukaryota, Viridiplantae, Streptophyta, Magnoliopsida, Apiales, Apiaceae. Bases 229 to 1056 code for a protein of 275 amino acids. The record is from RefSeq and is a predicted model, not a curated record.
GGAGCCGAAAACAUGUGGUAACAGAAUUUUCAUAUUUUUCAGCGUCACAAAUUCAAUUUCUCUUCAAAAAAUACACACAAUUACACAAACACAAACGUGAUCAAAACAUUUCCGUGUUCAUCUUCUCAAUCGAAGUUCAUAACGUGCAAAUCGCAAUCAUCUGAUCGAAACUCGAAUCAAAAUCUAAUCAAUUGCAUUACAAGAGUUUAUAUUUCUACAGUGAUCGCAAUGGCACAGUUGAUCAAAGCACACACUCAAGUGAAGCCGUUGUUCAACGGCGACGGCAUGUUGAUCGGAUUCGAACCGCGCGAUCAGUCGAUCACGCGGUUACGAUCUCAUAAGCGUAAAGUCAAGUUCAAUGGAAGCAGUAGCACGAAAUUGUUUGCUUCGUCUUCGUCAUCAGUGUCAUCAUCUUCUGAGAGUUAUAAGUUUAAACAGCCUGUUGAUAGCGGUGAUGGAAGUAGCUAUAAUGUCGGUUAUGAUUUGUUUUUCGAUGAUCCGGAGUACGUUAGGGAUGAUUUGUCGUGUUUUCGAGGUUUAGUACUUGAUAUCUCUUACAGGCCGAUUAAUGUUGUUUGCUGGAAACGUGCUAUCUGUUUGGAGUUUAUGGAGAAGGCUGAUGUUCUGGAAUAUUAUGAUCGGACUGUCAAUUCUCCUAGUGGAUCCUUUUAUAUACCUGCUGUUUUAAGGGUACCACAUUUGCUGCAAGUUGUCAAGAGAAGGAGAAUAAAGAGUACCCUUAGUCGUAAAAAUGUACUUGCUAGGGAUAAUUUUACUUGCCAGUACUGUUCUUCGACUGAAAACCUGACAAUUGACCAUGUAAUUCCAAUUGCGCUAGGUGGGGAAUGGACAUGGGAAAACCUGGUGACUGCAUGUGCCCGUUGCAACUCCAGGAAAGGCCAAAAGACUCUGGAGGAAGCGAACAUGAAGCUAAACAAGACGCCUAAGGCCCCUAAAGACUAUAACAUAGUUGCCAUACCCUUGACAAACGCCGCAGUACAGAUGCUGAAAAUGAGAAAGGGAACACCAGAAGAGUGGCAGGAAUACCUAGCAUAACCAUCAUCAUGUCAGUUCAUCAACACAGGACUGGCUUGUACAUAUCAGUGUUACAUAUAUAGUUACUAGUUUCAGUCUGUCCAGUCUCGCUAAGCAGUAUCUUACUAUCUUCUGUACUCUGCUGCCUUCGUAAGCGUCUCACUCACUUAUUCCACAUCUUGUUCCAUUUAUGAAUAGAAUUUCAUGUAUAUUAUGUCUUAAUGAUUUUCUUUCUCGUUUCUAAUUGUAAAACAUGUAUAUACAAAUAAUAUACAGUUUACGUGUUUAUAUAUUUAUCAAGGUGUCUUUGCUUGUA